AGGUUUAAAUCUUUUGCUAGUGUUGAUGAGAACAUCAUUUUCUCCAAAGACACUUCCUUUGUAGAGUUCGAGUUCUGAGCCUUCAGUGUGCCCACCUCAAACCCAGUCCUUUGCCUGAUAGGGCCCAAAAAUUGGAGGGGAAUGAGAAGGAAAAAGUGACUCCAGCAUUGGGUAAGGUGGAGGGAGGAGCAUUUUCUUACCUGAGGGUGCCGGCCUCUCCCCUUGUUUGCUCUGAGAUAGCCAGUCUCGUUCCUGCCCGGCACCAGACGGCAGCCCUUUGGGCGCUCCCUUUCCCAGACCCCCAAGACAGACCAAGAGACCAGAACCAGGAGACCGGCAAGGCUAUGGCCAGGCUCCAGGCGAGGCCUUUCGUCUGCAGGGCCCUGCUGGGCUUCGUGUGCCUGAGCGCCCCAGGGCUGGCCGUGGAGGUGACCGUGCCAUCCGAGCCCCUGAGCACGCCCAUGGGCAAGACUGCAGAGCUGAGUUGCACCUACAGCACAUCAGUGAGAGACAGUUUCGUCCUGGAGUGGAGUUUUGUGCAGCCCGGGAAGCCCGUCUCCGCAUCUCAUCCCAUCCUGUACUUCACCAAUGGCCAUCUGUAUCCUACCGGUUCUAAGGCAGAGCGGGCUAGCCUGCUUCGCAAUCCCCCCACAGGAGGAGUGGCCUCUCUGAAGCUGACCGAUGUCCGCCCCUCUGAUACUGGAACCUACCUCUGCCAAGUUAACAACCCACCAGAUUUCUACACCAAUGGGCUGGGCUUAAUCAACCUUACUGUGCUGGUGCCCCCCAAUAGACCUUUAUGCAGUCAGAGCGGGACAACUUCUGUGGGAGGCUCUGCUGCACUGAGAUGCAGCUCUUCUGAGGGAGCCCCCAAGCCAGUAUACAACUGGGUACACCUUGGAUCUCCUACACCUUCUCCUGACAGUAUGGUUCAAGAUGAAGUGUCUGGCCAGCUCAUUCUCACCAAUCUCUCCCUGACUUCCUCGGGCACCUACCGCUGUGUAGCCAGCAACCAGAUGGGCAGUGCCUCCUGUGAGAUCACCCUCUCUGUAACUGACUCCUCUGAAGGCCGAGUGGCCGGAACACUGAUUGGGGUGCUCCUGGGUGUGCUGUUGCUGUCAGUCGCUGCCUUCUGCCUGAUCAGGUUCCAGAAAGAAAGGAAGAAGACGCCCAAGGAAACAUAUGGGGGUAGUGACCUUCGGGAGGACGCCACGGCUCCUGGCGUUUCUGAGCAAACUUCUAUGAGGGCGGAUUAUAGCAAAGGGCUCCUGGAGAGGUCCCCAUCUGCCAGCACUUUGACGGCCAAGUCCAAGCUCUCUAUGGUUGUCUGACUUCUGAUUCCUGAGGGUGGUGAGGGGGAAUAUCAGUAAUUAAAGCC
Molecule: messenger RNA, 1378 nt
Organism: Jaculus jaculus (lesser Egyptian jerboa)
Lineage: Eukaryota; Metazoa; Chordata; Mammalia; Rodentia; Dipodidae
Gene: Vsig2
Product: V-set and immunoglobulin domain containing 2
Exons: 7
Coding region: 345-1331 (328 amino acids)
Source: RefSeq, a predicted model, not a curated record